AUGAGGCCCAUUCUUUUGGCAGGCCACGAGCGUGCGCUCACCCAGAUUCGAUACAACAACGACGGUGAUCUCAUCUUCUCCGUCUCCAAGGACCAGCAGAUUUGCGUUUGGUACGCACACAAUGGCGAGCGUCUCGGCACUUACCACGGCCACGUCGGUGCCAUCUGGACCGUUGACGUCGACCCCACCAGCACCAUGAUCGCCUCCGGUUCCGCCGACAACACGAUGCGCCUUUGGGAUAUCAAGACGGGCAAGAACCUUAAGACCUGGGAGUUCCCCACCGCUGUCAAGCGUGUCGAGUUCAGCGAGGACGGCACCAAGCUGCUCGGUGUCACGGAGAAGCGCAUGGGUUACCUUAGCAACAUCAUCGUCGUCGACAUCAACCCCGACCCCGAGGCCGAGCAGAGCGAUGAGCGCGUCCUGACCAUUGUGUGCGACGAGAGCAAGGCCACUGUUGCCGGCUUCAGCUACCUGACCAAGUACAUUAUCGCUGGUCACGAGGAUGGUUCUGUGUCGCAGUAUGACGCAAAGACCGGUGACCUGAUCUACAACGAGCCUGUCCAUGAGCUGAACACGCCCAUCACGGAUCUCCAGUGGUCGGAGGACCGUACCUACUUCAUCACCGCUUGCAAGGACAAGACAGCCAAGCUCAUUACUGCCAAGGACAUGGAGGUUCUUAAGACCUACGUUGCCGAUACCCCUCUCAACAGUGCAACCAUCACGCCCAAGAAGGACUUUGUCAUCCUUGGUGGUGGUCAAGCUGCCAUGGACGUUACCCGUACCUCGGCUAGACAAGGAAAGUUCGAGGCGAGAUUCUACCACAAGAUCUUCGAGGAUGAGGUUGGCAGAGUCCGUGGCCACUUCGGUCCCUUGGUAAGUCACCAACUUCACUUCACAUAA
Messenger RNA from Colletotrichum truncatum, 900 nucleotides. Its product is annotated as eukaryotic translation initiation factor 3 subunit 2. The record is from RefSeq and is a predicted model, not a curated record. Lineage: Eukaryota; Fungi; Ascomycota; Sordariomycetes; Glomerellales; Glomerellaceae. Gene Ontology annotation, molecular function: translation initiation factor activity; RNA binding; protein binding. Gene Ontology annotation, cellular component: cytoplasm; eukaryotic translation initiation factor 3 complex, eIF3m. Gene Ontology annotation, biological process: cytoplasmic translational initiation.